AUGGAUGGUUUCAAACUUAUACAAAAGUACACGACAAAUGAAAAAAAUUAUAUAACAAGAAUUAAUAAUUUAGAAGAAGCCAUAAAACGAUUGACAAUAAUGACUAAAGAAAAUUUACGUAAAAUUGAGCAUAUGAAAACUGAAUUUCAAUGGGAUGAUGCAACAGAUACAAGUCAUCUUGUGCAUAUACUUCGGUUAACGGCACCACAGUCAAAUAUGUAUUUAUCAUUAAUGAAUCAUAAUAUUGAACAGAAUAUACCAUAUCCAUUUCUGGCGGAACAUUGGACACCUGUCUAUAAUGAACCGUUUGAUCAUCCGACAACAGCAGAGGAAUUGGGAUCUCUAAUAUCCCAAUGUAAGAAAGAAAUAAUUGUCGCUGCCGCAGAGAAAAGUACUGCGACAGUAUUAGCAUUGGCAGCUUGUGGUCCAAAAGAUAUAUUACAGUUGAACACAAAAAAGAAUCAACCAGUUCAAUUUGGAAAUGUUUAUUGGUAUUUAACACCAAAAUUUUCAUUUGGCUUUUCACCAACACCAAAUAUUAAUCAAAGUAUCAUUGAUACGGAAGAUGAACAAGGCGAUAAACGACUAUCCUGGUUUCUUGAUGGUUUUAGUGGUGGUUAUCGUGCGGGCACGAAAAAAAAGUUAAAUGAUAAUCGCAAUUGGCGUAAAAUAAUUCUUACUCUGAAGUAA
Molecule: messenger RNA, 690 nt
Organism: Didymodactylos carnosus
Lineage: Eukaryota; Metazoa; Rotifera; Eurotatoria; Philodinida; Philodinidae
Source: the annotation of a GenBank genome assembly